UUUUUUCCAACUCUUUUUUUUUUAAAUCCUUUCCCCUCUUCACACCUAGUAUAUCUUAGAUACAAAAUGUCAGAUCAAGAUCUAUUUGUCGACCUCAUCGCUCCAAAUGGCCGCCGCUAUCGGCAACCACGCGGCCUCUUCAUCAACAAUGAAUUCGUCAAGUCGUCUAGCGGACAACUGAUCUCUUCUGUCGAUCCUGCAACGGAAUGCGAAAUCGCCACAGUCUACGCUGCCUCAGCAGAGGAUGUCGACAAGGCUGUGCAGGCGGCGAAAGCGGCACUGCAAAAUCCUACCUGGAAGCUGCUUCCAGGCACAGACAGGGGACGGUUAAUGAGUAAACUCGCGGACCUUCUUGAAGAGCAAAAGGAGCUUUUUGCCACAAUAGAUGCCUGGGACAAUGGAAAACCGUAUCACGCUGCCUUGAGUGAUGAUUUGGUCGAAGCCAUCACCACCCUCCGCUACUACAGCGGCUGGGCUGACAAGACCUUUGGCCAGACGAUCAGUACAACACACCAGAAAUUCGCAUACACGUUACGUCAGCCUAUCGGCGUCGUCGGACAGAUCAUCCCAUGGAACUAUCCUGUUUCUAUGGCAGCCUGGAAACUAGGUCCUGCUCUGGCGUGUGGAAACACGGUUGUGAUCAAAUCAGCGGAGCAAACACCACUAAGUAUCCUAGCUUUGGGGCAGUUGAUUAAAGAAGCAGGAUUCCCGCCUGGUGUGGUUAAUAUUAUUAGCGGAUAUGGGAAAGAAGCCGGCGCGGCUUUAGCACAGCACCCCCUCGUCAGUAAGAUCGCCUUCACGGGGUCAACCGCAACAGCGAGAGAGGUCAUGAAAAUGGCUGCGGGGACGUUGAAAAAUGUCACUUUGGAGACAGGCGGCAAGUCGCCACUGCUUGUUUUUAGCGAUAGCGACAUUGAACAGGCGGUCAAAUGGUCCCAUCUCGGCAUCAUGUCCAACCAAGGACAGAUCUGUACGGCGACCUCGCGCAUCUUCGUGCAGAAGGACAUCUUCGAGCCCUUCUUAGAAAAGUUCCUGGACGCUGUCAAGACCAUUUCCGUUAUCGGGGACCAGUGGGAUGCGUCCACUUUCCAGGGUCCCCAGGUGACGCGCGCCCAAUAUGAGCGCGUGCUUUCGUACAUCGAGCUCGGCAAGUCUGAAGGCGCAACCGUCGUUGCGGGCGGCGCGGCAACCAGUAAAGACGGCAAGGGCUACUUCAUCCAACCUACGGUAUUUACAAACGUCACGGAUGAUAUGCGGAUCUACCGUGAGGAGAUUUUCGGGCCUGUUGUGGUUAUUCUUCCGUUUGAGACGGAAGAGGAGGCGGUGGCUCGUGCAAAUGAUACGUCAUAUGGACUGGGGGCUGCAGUGUUUACCAAGGACCUGGAGCGGGCACAUCGUGUGGCGGCAGAGAUCGAGGCGGGGAUGGUUUGGAUCAACAGUAGCCAGGACUGUGAUCCUCGGGUUCCGUUUGGAGGGGUGAAGCAGAGCGGAAUUGGACGGGAACUCGGCGAGGCAGGCUUGGAGGCUUAUACGCAGGUGAAGUCGGUGCAUGUGAAUAUCGGAAACCGUUUAUAAUGUAAUGGGAUGGAUCGAAUAAUGUCUAUUGACCAUUCCUUACCGAUCCAUGUAGAUCCCUGUCUAUGUAUAUAUAUAUUAUAUAUAUAUUAUAUGAUAAACAGACUAUGAAACAUUGACUGAGACCG
Aspergillus ochraceoroseus IBT 24754 is the source of this 1703-nucleotide messenger RNA. RefSeq lists its product as uncharacterized. The transcript is spliced from 3 exons. Gene Ontology annotation, molecular function: oxidoreductase activity, acting on the aldehyde or oxo group of donors, NAD or NADP as acceptor. Lineage: Eukaryota; Fungi; Ascomycota; Eurotiomycetes; Eurotiales; Aspergillaceae. The record is from RefSeq and is a predicted model, not a curated record. Bases 67 to 1575 code for a protein of 502 amino acids.